AUGAAAAUUCUGAGUUGGAACUGCCACGGGCUUGGAAAUCCGUGGUCAGUUCGAGCCCUCCAAGAUUGGUGUUGGAGGGAGAGGCCGGAGAUCGUGUUUCUAAUGGAGACGAUGAUUGAUGCAAAGGUGCUAGAAAAAAUAAAAAAUAGGUGUGGUUUCUCUAAUGGGGUUUGCAUUAGUAGUGUGGGGAAGUCGGGUGGUAUGGGGUUUAGGUGGAGAGACUUACGAGUUGAUACCAUCUCUUACUCUAAACACCACUAUGAUGUGAAUGUGCUCGAUGAUAAUAAUGCUCCUCUUUGGUGUGCGGUGGAUAUUUAUGGGUGGCCGAAGCAAGCAAAUAAACAUUACACAUGGUCGUUAAUGUCUACCUUAAAAGAGGCGUGUAGUAUACCGUGUAUUAUGUUUGGUGAUUUUAAUGAGGUGGUUAGUUUAAUGGAGAAGGAUGGGGGUGCGAUUCGAAGUGAGCGUCUAAUGGAUGCUUUUCGUGGUGCGAUUGAUGUCUGUGAUCUUAGAGAUUUGGGGUUCAAAGGAAGCAUAUUUACGUGGAAGCGAGGUACGUCUAUGACUACUUUUGUAAGGGAGAGACUUGAUCGCUUUUUGGCAGAUGAUAAUUGGUGCUCGAUGUUUCCGGGGUUUGAGGUACGACACCUUCCUAUAUAUUGUUCGGAUCAUGCCCCUAUUUUAUUGUCUAUAAAAAACAAUGUAGAGAGGGAGAUGGGGGACAAAUAUUUUAAAUUUGAGUCCCUGUGGUUGUCAAAAGAGGAGUGUGGGGUUGUUGUAGCUGAUGCGUGGGGGGAGAGUGUUGGAGCUGAUGUCCCUAGAAAAUUGGCUACAUGCGCUGAAAAUUUAACUUCGUGGGCUGCUUUGUCUUUUGGAUCCAUUAAGAAGAAAAUUAAAAUGGCUGAUAAGCAUUUAAAGGUGUUAAAUGAGGGUCUAAUGGAUGCUGUAAAUAGGGAUGUCAGUGGGGCGGAUACGCUGCAUAUGCUUGAGGAGAGCUACUGGUUUGCUAGAGCUCGGGCUGACGAGCUCCGGGAUGGUGACAAAAAUACAAAGUACUUUCAUCAUAAGGAAAACCAAUGUAAAGCACACAACAAGAUCAAAGGUCUGUACGAUGAAAACGGUGACUGGAAGGAACAACGGGCUGAUUUAGAACGUCUUAUUUCAGCCUACUUUGAGAGUUUAUUUGCUACAAGUUCGCCAACUGGUUUCCAAGGAGCAAUGGAAGGUCUGGAUUGUUUGGUAUCUGAUGAGAUGAAUGUGACCCUGGACACAGAACCGACAGGUGAGGAGGUGAAGGAGGCUUUAUUUCAAAUGCACCCGAACAAGGCUCCGGGUCCCGAUGAUAAUGCUAUGGUGGCUUUUGAGGGUGGAGUGGGUGUUUUUGGAGAGGGUGAUGCUAAGGAUGGUUUUUCUGAUGUCUGGGUAGGGAGAAUUAUGGAUUGCUUGUCUAGUGUCUCCUUCGCUUUCAAAAUAAAUCCGCGCAUUUCUGGCUCUGUCAUUCCAACUAGGGGUCUUCGACAAGGUGAUCCGAUCUCUCCGUAUCUUUUUCUAUUAUGUGCAGAUGCUUUUUCUACUUUGAUAGGCAAAGCGGCUAGAGAGAAGCUUAUCCAUGGUGCGAAAGUGUGUAAUGGUGCACCUCGUGUGUCUCAUUUAUGUUUUUCCGAUGACAGUAUUCUCUUUGCUAGGGAGAAUGUGCAAGAAUGCUCAGUUAUAGCUGAUAUUAUCAACAAAUAUGAGAGAGUAUCCGGUCAGAAUGUCAAUUUAAGCAAGACGGAAGUCGCUUUUAGUAAAAGAGUUAGUACUUGUGAAAAAUGA
Spinacia oleracea (spinach) is the source of this 1815-nucleotide messenger RNA. RefSeq lists its product as uncharacterized. Gene Ontology annotation, molecular function: catalytic activity. The transcript is spliced from 4 exons. Lineage: Eukaryota; Viridiplantae; Streptophyta; Magnoliopsida; Caryophyllales; Amaranthaceae. Bases 1 to 1815 code for a protein of 604 amino acids. The record is from RefSeq and is a predicted model, not a curated record.